Molecule: messenger RNA, 1108 nt
Organism: Ylistrum balloti
Lineage: Eukaryota; Metazoa; Mollusca; Bivalvia; Pectinida; Pectinidae
Product: ankyrin repeat, PH and SEC7 domain containing protein secG-like
Exons: 2
Coding region: 77-1108 (343 amino acids)
Molecular function (GO): protein binding
Source: RefSeq, a predicted model, not a curated record
GGACCCUCAAUAAAACCAUAUACAUAUCUCCAACACAUCUACAAAAGUCCUGACUGGCCAGCUAAAUGCCAGUCUAAUGGAGAGUGGUUUGUUAGUCACAACUAUGGACUACUUUGAGGAUGACCUGUAUGACAUCCUUGUGAAGGGGAAACGCAAGUCGCUAAAGGAGUAUCUAGAUAGAGGUCUGGAUGUGAACCAUGCCUUCCGCAGCACUGACCGUCCCGACCGUCUCGGUAAAACCCUUAUAGAGGUAGGGGUCCAGGAACAGCAGAAAGGGGUUGUUGAAGAGCUCAUAAGUAAUAAAGCAAAUGCCAAUCUAAAAUAUGUGGUGGAUGUUAACAACUAUGCAUAUACAUUGAGGGAAUAUAAAAAGAAUGAUUGUUUAAAGCUUACAGGCAUGUAUACAUGUAUCGUCAAAAACCAGGUAGAGAUGAUCAAGUUAUUGGUUCAGGGUGGAUACAAUGUUAACAACCACGAUGACCGUGGCUGUACAUGUCUAUGGCAUGCUGUUGAUUUGAAUAAUUAUGAAAUGGCAAAGGCCAUUCUGAUGUCCAAAGAUUGUGAUGUGAAUGUGAUGGACACUGCUCUUCUCCGCCCUCUACAUAUAGCUGCUAUGCAUGGUAACCACAAAAUUAUGUCACUGUUGAUCAGACGGGGUGCUCGUAUUGAUGCUGUCCAACUACGAGGAUGGACAGCUUUGAAUCUGUCCUGUCGCACUGGAUGUGUACCCACCACCCGAAUGUUGCUGUUGAAUGGUGCUGACCCAAAUCAUACCGCUUAUAAUGAACAUACACCACUUUCCAUGGCUCUACAAUUUUGUGAGGACCGACAAAUUCCAGAGUUGCUGCUGGAAGCAGGAGCAGAAGUAACACUAUGUUUGAUGAAGAAGUGCAAAGAAGAAAAAAUGGCAAAUUUGUUACUGAACCCUGACCUCUUUGACAUAAUGAAGUUCAUGUCAGAGACACCAAGAACUCUCAGGACUUUGAGUUGUCUUAGAAUUAGGAAAUCUCUGAUCCACUCUUCAUCAGAUCUCCACAUCAUAAAAAAAGUGGAGGGCUUGCCUCUUCCCAAGCUUAUCAAGGAAUACCUAUUAAUGGCUCACUUAUAA